AGAUGUCUGAUGUCUGAUAACUGCCCAGUUUCACGCUGCUUGCCUUCUUAUCAGUUCAGAAAAUAAGAUAAUAGUCAGAUUGUAAUCCUACUCCAUAGUGAGGAGAUAAGAUGAGAUCGAAGCUGUUUUCACCUCUAAUCAGAGGACAUGGCCCGGAGUGGUCUGCAGAUUUCAAAUGGUACGAAGAUCAGCCGAGCAAGGCCCCUCCCCACAAUGACACCGGCCAGCACAGCAGAUACGUCAUUCAUGACAGACACUUGUACAGGACCGUUCCCAAAACAUUCACUACAAACAAGGGUGCUAUAGUGCUGUACACUAGCGAGGAUUACGUUGUCAAGGAUAAGCUGUCUCAAGCCGUUCACCCCGCUUCAACGAAGGAAUUUCAAACAUCAGAUCUAGACAAUCUUCAGCGAAACAUUCUUCAAUUUGGAACCUCCGAGGAAGAUAAAACGUGCCUGAGAUUCACUAGGCCCAACGUAGACGACGUGUACCUAGAUGAGUCAACUAGACCUGGUGCCUUACCUGAAGUUUAUCUGGAGGACCUCAAGUACAAAACCAGGCUGCUGACGAAGACUAACAAGAUGGCAGUGGCUCGACUGAGGCCGACAGAGCGGGUUAAGACAGCUAGAACCCAGUGCCCCUCCCCCUCCCUCUUUGCUGAGUCCCCGGACUCCCCUUCUUCUUCCAGACCCGACUCUGGAGCUGAGAAGCGCAGACUCCUUCGUCCUCCCUCUGCUCCGCCGCAACUAAUGCCGUCAGUGGAGAAAAGAAAGGUGGAGAUAAUCAGGGACCAGAUGAAACACCUGGACGCUGCUCAAAGGAGGGAGCGGAUGAAAUACGCGGACUUUGAGUUCGUCUCUACCAUUCCCGACCAUCUUCAAGUCAAGGGGUUAGGUGGAAAGGUACCAAAGCGCCGAGCUUACUCUAGUCCUGUGUACAAGACUCAAUACAACGAGGAUAAGUCGUACGUUACUUGCGACCAGACUAAGUCGGUUCCUUUGUUCAUAGUCACUUCCAGCCCUACUUAUAGGAGAUCUCUCUCCCGAACUGAACACCCUGCUCCUCGAGGCAGUCACGAGUUUGGUAGUUAUUGCUCUGAGGACAGUGAUAGACUAGAUCUAACUGACAGCCUUCAUCAUCAACCCCAUGAGUUGGAGGGGUUUACAAAGAGUGACAUUAUAGCGGCUGAGAUCAAGCCACGAGUAUCACAGAGUGAGCAGGAACAGAGACACUCGACUAUAUCGACACCAGGGUCAGGGGUGGAUAGUCAGCUCCAGGGGCUUGGUUCGGCUGAGGGUGAACAAAUCUCUGAGCUUCCAGACCGGUGCCCCUCCUCCCGCCAAAUCAUAAUAGAUCUGCCUGACGAGAAUAAGGAGAAACCUAAAGAUAGUUUUAUAAGCGAGGAGUUAAUGAUGGAGAUGAUGGACACUCACGGGGAUCACGGGGGUAAAGUAGUGGACGAUGAGGCUACUCCCACUACUUCUACUAUCGAGCAGAAGAGCGGGGAGGAGAUCAGCUCGGCAAUAGAUGACAGUUUGCAGAACAUAACCACAAACAGGAUCCUCACCUACCCCUCCUUCCUCUCGCUCUCCUCAGCUAACUCUAAGGGAGACACUGCCCAACAGGACUCGGAGGGAAGCAUGGAUCCAGAAGCAAAAAGAGAUGCCCUUCUUGACGCCAAGAAUUUAAUAAAUGAGAUUUCAAGUUCCAAAAAAUCUAGAAGAAAACGAGGAGGUAAAGACAGCAAAGAAGGGGACACUAAGAAGAAGACAGUAAAGUCAGCCAAGUCUAAGAAGGAAGCUGAAACCCCCAUCAUACCGGUCAGUGACGGAGAGUACAAGGAGAAACAGCCUCCUAAAUCCCUGGUAGCCAUGCAUAAAGACAAUAUUGACAGUUCCGUCUCUAUCACUAAGAAGAAGGGCUCUCAAUCAGGUUCGAAGAAGAGACGUUCAGCAAAGUGUAGUGACCGUGUUGCCUGGGACACAGACGCCAGGAGUGAGGGGGCUAACUCUGAGACUGAGGACGUGUUCUCCCAGCCUCCCCAAACUAUGCUGCUUGACAGUGACAAUGAGGAGCAGUCAGGGUCUCCACAGCGGAAGAGAACAGACAGAUCCCUGAGACAGCGAUCAGAUCAGACUCUGGAUAAAACAGCUCCCAACACUCCCUCCACCUCCGCAGAGCUCUCCAAAACUGCGGAUAUGUCGGGUUCCCUGACAAAGGACAGGUCACAUGACCUGGAGGAGGGAGAGGAGGAUAUGGAGGAGAGGAUGAGGCAGGAGGAGCGGGAAAAGGAGCUCAAAACUCUAGAGCUUCUCGAGAGAAGGAUUGGCAUAGAGGACGGGAGUCUGAAACGGCUAGGGGAGAAAGUAGAGAUUAUAGAAAAGGAGACGAACCAACAGAAAGAUAAGGAGGCAGCCCUCAGACAGCAAGAAAUUGAGGAGGAAUCAGCGAGGAAGGAAGAGGAACGCCGGGCUUACGAAGAGGUGAUGAGAGCCCAAGAAGCUGAGUACGAGAAACAUCUCCAGAACAUGUUGAGACAAGAGGAAGAAAGAAACAAGCAGUACCUUGACUCGCUCAGGAAGGAGGAGAUACAGCGAGACAUCAAGAGAAAACUCGCUAUGUUCAGACAGCACCAAAACCUGGAGCUGCGCCAACAUGUUAGACUAUCCAAACUCAAGCAGAAAAUCACUGUUCCCUUCAAAUAUUCCUAUUUCCCUAUUUUAAAAGUAAAUUAUAUGAAGAUUGUAAUGAACCCUGAACAAUCUCUGAGAAAAUCAAGCGGUGGUAACAAUAAGAAUGUUAAGAAAAAGAAAAUGACACUGAAACGUGUUUGAAAGGUGAAAAUUUCACGCUUUAAAAUGAUAGUUCAAGUUGUAUGGAUAUGAUUUAACUAUCAGUCACGUGGUAGGUCACUUGCCGCUUAAAGAUAUAUUUGUCGCUUAAUUUACCGCGGACUAUAUUGAAUACUCUUUAUAGCGAUCUGGGAAGUGUUCGUAUGUUUUAUUUGAAGUAAUUUGACAAUUGAAAUUAGGUAAGUAUUACUGAAUUACUCACAGAGUACCAGUAGCGGGUAAAGUUUAUUAGUUACCCAAAUUAUAACAGUUUUAGAUUGGGCUUUAAAAAGGGUAUUGGCGGAACUUUACAUAACUUGCUAGACUAUUGCUCGGCGCUCGGUCCUCUCCAACGUGAGAAGCUCGAGAAGAGCGCCACGCAUUGGGACGGGAGUGCCACUGCCAGGUAAGGCGGAGCUAAACUAUAUUUUAGUUACUAGACUAUGUGGCUAUUCAAUUCAUAUUUCUAUGUCCACGAAAUAUUUUACGAGUAUCACCCGUUAAGUGUUAAGGAGGAGCAAGCUAGGUAACUCAUAACUUGAUACACGUUGUUACCCCUUUUCGCGUGCACGAGGGAGGCUUGCAAAGAGUAUAAGCAAUAAUAGGUAACGCAUUAAUUGUUAAUUGUUAAUUAUAUACAUAUUUUCAAUUGCGUUUAUUCUCAUUUUAAGCAGUG
Bolinopsis microptera is the source of this 3507-nucleotide messenger RNA. Its product is annotated as putative autophagy-related protein 11. The transcript has 17 exons. The coding region runs from base 111 to 2834 and encodes 907 amino acids. The record is from RefSeq and is a predicted model, not a curated record. Lineage: Eukaryota; Metazoa; Ctenophora; Tentaculata; Lobata; Bolinopsidae.